GGGGGAUGACCCCUGGUUGAGUGUUGAAGAGGUUGUCUCGGAGCUCAACAGCUGGGCGUUCGACUCUCUCCUCUCUUCAACUGCUUUGCUCAGCCCGCAGCAUGCUCCUUCUCUUCCCAGCGCUUGGCGCCGCCGCCGUGGUGCUACUCCUCUCCCUCCUCCUUCGACAACGCAGCCGCCUUCCCCCUGGUCCCCGUCCUUACCCGCUUCUAGGGAAUCUCCUCUCCCUCCCAUCGCGUCUCCUGCACGCCCGCCUACACGCCUGGGUACCGGAAUACGGCGACCUGUACACGAUCCACAUCGGGCCUCUGCAGCCUGCUGUCGUGCUCAGUUCUGCUCGGGCGCUGACGGAUGUGCUCGAUAAGCUUGGGAGGAAGACGAGUGGGAGACCGAGGCUUAUCUAUGCGGGGGAGAUCAUGACUAAGAAGCUUUUGUAUGCUUUUAUGCCCUAUGGUGAGAGGUGGAGAUGGCUCCGACGAGUAACACACGAGGGGUUCAACAUUCGCGCUUGUGAAGCUUACUACCCCUUCCAAAUAUCCGAAGCCUCCCACCUUGUGCUCUCCCUUCUCCCCUCCACACCCACCUCCCCAACAACACCCAACACUCCCGAAUCCCUACCCGAAAAGCUCAAACAUGCCACCGCAGCCUCCAUCUGGCGCACGCUCUAUUCUGGCCCUACGCUGACACCGGCAGACGAAGCGCUCGUACAGCGCGUUGACCGAAUAAGUGACGAUGUACUCAAGGCUGGGAUGCCGUUAGCACAUUUGGUGGAUGUGAUUCCGGCGCUGAAUAGGCUGCCGAGCUGGAUGGCAAAGUGGAAAAGGGAUGGGGAGGAGUGGUUCGAGGAAACGGAUCGGUUUUUUAAAUCAUUACUGCAGAAGGGGAGGAAGGUCGAGCAAGGUGAGAAUGCGAGAGGUUUCAUUGCGACUACGGCGCCAAGCUUCGAGAAGCUUGAGGUCACAGAGCAGGAGGCUGCUUGGACCGCUGGAGGGCUAUUUGGUGCCGCUGCUGAGACGACAUCCGCCACGCUUUACUUCUUCAUCCUAGCGAUGAUCCUACACCCCUUCGUCGCGCAAACAGCGCAAAAAACGCUCGAAGCACUAUGCGCCUCCCGUCCGCCUUCCUUCGCGGACCGGGAGAACCUGCCAUACAUCACCGCCGUGGUCAAGGAACUGCUGCGCUGGAGGCCGGUGGCUGCCCUAGGGCUACCCCAUGUUGCUGAGGAGGAUGUAGAGUAUAGGGGGUAUGUGAUUCCCAAGGGAACGCUGCUGAUCGGGAACACCUGGUCUAUCUCGCACGACCCCGCGUUCUUCAGCUCUCCAGACACGUUCGACCCGCUGCGUUUCCUGACCGCCUUUGGCGAGCCUCGCACCCCUUCUCCAGAGUAUCACGACGAUACAGUUGCCUACGGCGCUGGCCGGCGUAUCUGCCCAGGCCGGGAUUUCGCAAAUAACACACUCUGGAUCAAUGUCGCUUUCCUUCUGUGGGCGUUUGACUUCUUGCCUGGAGCGGAUUCGGAAGGCGAGGUGUGGCCAAAUCCGGAUAGGCUGACGGAUCAUGGGCUUGUUAUCCAUCCAGCGCCAUUUGAGUACACUCUCAGGCCCCGCCGGACGGAUUUACACGAAUUGCUAGCUUCGGCGUAACGGCUGCACGAGAGGUUCCGCCAUGUUCACGUCACAACUUCAGCACUUUAUCCGGAAAAGUGGAGGAGCUUUGCAUACUCGGCAGCGGUCAAGCUGAAAUAUCUUUGUUUACGGGUUUCUAUUGUUUUAUUGGUCACAGUUGUAAUGCUUAUUCAC
Messenger RNA from Dacryopinax primogenitus, 1799 nucleotides. RefSeq names its product cytochrome P450. Lineage: Eukaryota; Fungi; Basidiomycota; Dacrymycetes; Dacrymycetales; Dacrymycetaceae. The coding region runs from base 102 to 1643 and encodes 513 amino acids. Gene Ontology annotation, molecular function: heme binding; oxidoreductase activity, acting on paired donors, with incorporation or reduction of molecular oxygen; monooxygenase activity. The record is from RefSeq and is a predicted model, not a curated record. The transcript is spliced from 7 exons.